AUGAAUAUGUUGCACAACAAGAAGGACUGCCCACACCCUGUGUCCGUGUGCGAAUACAUUCGGAUAUCGAUGUCACGCAUGAGGUAUCCAUUUACACAAUACCCACUGAAUAUUGCUGUGGAGAUAACUCUUAGUAUAAAGCAUCUGGCACUGGGAUUGGCGUUAGAAACGGAUUAUCCAAAAGGAACAUUGCCAAAUGAACAACUCAAUAAACAGGUAAGCUCCAUAUGCGAUUGCAAGAAGCCAAAUGUAGGCGAAGAACCUGCACAGUACUCCGGAGCAAUGGGAAGAUAUAUAGACAGCUACAUGUCCAAGUACGGUAUCGAACCUAAUCUGGAAACACAGACGGCGGAAGAGUUUAGCAGUGUAAUUAACAUCGAUGUGUUGUUUAUUAAAGACGAAAACGCAGUAAUUCACCUUGAAGAGACCAUCAAAGAUUUACAAGAUUCCGUCUUUUGCUCUGCCACUGUCACACGGACGUACUUCUUUUUCUAG
Molecule: messenger RNA, 495 nt
Organism: Sphaeroforma arctica JP610
Lineage: Eukaryota; Ichthyosporea; Ichthyophonida
Exons: 1
Coding region: 1-495 (164 amino acids)
Source: RefSeq, a predicted model, not a curated record